GAGGACUGAUUAGCGCGGCGUCUGUUCACUGACACACGGCGUCAUCUCUCCAGAUUCCUUCUUUUCUUUUUUUUUCCUCCAGGAGGAACACGCGUGUCUCGGAACAGACCUUCCCGACGCGAGACUCUUCUUCAGGGGCAACGAGAAGUAAAGAGUUGUUUAUGCUUCUUUUUUUUUUAAUAACCGGUCCGUGCGCUGAUCCUUAAAUCUCCCCGAUGACCUCCAUCAUUUGACAGCCCGACGCGGGAUGGAAGCCGUCAUCCUCUGAGCCGUCAAUCAGGACCAGACGGUUCAAGGAACACGGAUCAAGACGUGACAGGGGGGAGACGCAUAAGCGAGAAAAAAAAUCCGCUUUGCUGCGUCUCUGCGUUUUUGUUUUUUUUAAAUUUUCGUAUAGGACCGACCGGAUUUUUUUCUUCUCUUUUUCUACCAACUUCAGACUUUCAAAAUACUAGUUCCUUGCGUCAACACCCUAUUGCGCAACAGCUCUUCGCCCCGUUGAAUAGCGCGUCAGAGCAGCGCGCUCCUGCGUCGCCUCCUCCCGACCGGAGUCAUGCACCGGUGACCCGCGUGGGCAGCGGGGCUGCUGCUACACGAGCAAACCCGGCCGGAGCGAGCACACUUGCCACUGAUGAGGUGGAAAGUAUAGCUGCCGCUCUGAGAGAUAACUCUUAACUCCAGAUUCUUCCGUUCAUGCCCCACGGACUGCGGAUCCACUAAAGCAAAACGACCCUUCCUUCUGUCGAGGUCUCAUGCCUAUAUGUCGUUGGUUCAUUCACGCCGUGAUAGACCUCUCACCUGCUGCGUCCUCCAUCUUCGGCACAGAUUUCUGACAGGCCGCCUUCUGCUGGCUUACGUGGACAAUCGCCCCCACGCCGCCGGUGAUCUGUCAGUGUCCUGGCGUUAUUUGGUGCACACAGGCUCAUUGUGGAGCUCAACAGGCUUAUAGUUAAAUAGUGGAAACAAAGGCCCCUUUGGUGCGGACAAAAGGCAGAAACCUGAGACACAGUGAUAUUCGUCCCUCUGGGGACGCUCUCACACACUGAGAGGCUGAGUGAUUUAGAUCCCGAGGGCGGCAGGAAAGACCCUUUCUACGUUGCUGAAGACCAGAUAAGCAAGAAGAAGAAAAAGAAUCCCUCAGUCCUCCAACCAGCUCCUUGUGUGAGGGGGAAAAAGGAGAAGAAGAGGAAGACACCCGAGCGGACCACACCCAAAGCACCGAGGGUCUCCUCCCACCUCCCGCACUUGUUUUCCUAGUGGGGACACCUUUGGCAUCGUAGAGGAUUUGAGCACCAAGCUGGAGUAGCUGCCGUCCAGAUCUGUGUUGUGUCUCCCUUUCUGAAGUGUGUGUGUCUCUGCGUGUGUCUGUGUGUUUUUGACGAACGCCGAGAGCCUCCGGCAGUCCCUGUUCUUGAGUCAGCAUGUCUGCAGUCAUGGAGCUGCUGCUAUCUCUGGCCCUCCUGGCGCUACAAGCGUCUCCGUGCCGCGGGGCCUGCGUGGAAGUGGACUCGAACACCGAGGCCGUGGCCCACGAAGCCUUCCCACUGGGCUGCAUCUCCUGCAAGAUGAGGGGCGAGGUGCCCGCGACCGCACACGUCGAGUGGUACUUUAAGGCCUCGGACGCCGACAACUUCACCCACUUGUACAGCUACGUGAAGGGCAAAGCCGCCAUCGGCGACCCGCGUUUCUACGAUCGCCUGCAGUGGAACGGCAGCAACCACACGGACGACCUCCAGGACGGCUCCAUCGUCAUCCUCAACGUGACCCUCAACGACACCGGGACGUACAAGUGCAUUUUCAAGCGCACCCUCAAGUAUUCCAACUUCGAGUUUCAAACCUCCUCCAACAAGACGGUGUUGGUGAAAGUGGUGCCGAAAUUCACCAGGGGGCUGGCCUCCAUCUUGUCCGAGGUGAUGAUGUACGUCUCCAUCAUCGGGCUGCAGGUGUGGCUCGUGAUCGAGAUGAUUUACUGCUACAGGAAGAUAUCGGCGGCGGGGGAGGAGGCCCUGAGAGAGAGCGCGGCGGAGUACUUGGCCGUAGCGCCGGAAACCAAAGAUCCGUGUGCGGCAGUACAAGUGGCAGAAUAGAACCGGUCGAAGGAAGAACUUGAGCUGGAUUACGAGAGUAUUUUUAAGGUUCCCCCUCUUCGCUCACAUGCCGCCAUCCUCUUCUCCAGAUGUGGGGAAAUGAAAAGAAGCCGGAUCACAGGGAGGCGGAGACUUCUUUUCUUUGAGUGACUUUCUACAAAAAGGUGGAGAAGCCUGAACUGUGUCCUGGAGGAUCGGGUCCAACCGUACACGCACAGAUAAUCUCUAAUAUCGCUACUAUAAGGCCUACAUUUACACGCACAGCCUGCAUGGAGAAAAGCCAUUCAUUACAGCCGGCAUCCUGCGCCGAAGUCAAGUUUGUCUUUUGGGACACCGCUGAACAGGUUCAAAACUGGAUGGCAAACGUUCGUACUAGAAGGCAGCAUUUUUAAAUGUUUCACACUAAGAUAUAACAUGUAGCAGAACGUCUCAGAAAGCACGAGUUACUUAUAAAAACAUAAUAGAAUGUGUGAGAAAGAAGCAUCGAGUCUAGUUAAUGUUCAGCUCGUCUCUCCUGCGAAAGGAACAUGGCGUCCUUUGCAAAUCCGUGGUAUUAGAUAAACUUUAGGACUUUAGUGUUAAGUAUUACUGGGGGAGCAACAGCGCUGACUUCCUGUGUCAGUGAGAAGAUGAAGCCCAGCUCAUUGGAGGCAGCAGAUAUGUCUUGGGUGAAUUUCUUUUGGAAUAAAAUGGUAAAUUGAAGAGUCUGAGCUUCUUUCCAUGAACAACACAUCUCGCCCCGAACAAAGUAAAGUCCAGACAUCAAAAGGAAUAAUAUUAAUAUGGUUGCUCAUUGCGCCAUAUGUCUUUCUAAUUUUACUUUAGGACACAGAA
This is a messenger RNA of Pungitius pungitius (ninespine stickleback), 2921 nucleotides long. RefSeq names its product sodium channel, voltage-gated, type I, beta a (gene scn1ba). Gene Ontology annotation, molecular function: sodium channel inhibitor activity; transmembrane transporter binding. Bases 1422 to 2087 code for a protein of 221 amino acids. The transcript is spliced from 6 exons. NCBI's taxonomy places the organism in Eukaryota, Metazoa, Chordata, Actinopteri, Perciformes, Gasterosteidae. The record is from RefSeq and is a predicted model, not a curated record. Gene Ontology annotation, cellular component: voltage-gated sodium channel complex. Gene Ontology annotation, biological process: regulation of sodium ion transmembrane transporter activity; cardiac muscle cell action potential involved in contraction; regulation of heart rate by cardiac conduction.